Messenger RNA from Plutella xylostella (diamondback moth), 1972 nucleotides. RefSeq names its product Acyl-CoA synthetase family member 2 (gene Acsf2). Gene Ontology annotation, biological process: fatty acid metabolic process. The record is from RefSeq and is a predicted model, not a curated record. Gene Ontology annotation, molecular function: medium-chain fatty acid-CoA ligase activity. NCBI's taxonomy places the organism in Eukaryota, Metazoa, Arthropoda, Insecta, Lepidoptera, Plutellidae.
UGUGUUUAAAGUAAUGAUAAUGUAAUCGGGUAUAUUCGUGUGGGUAUGCUCAGUCAUCAAACAACAACCAAACUGAUACGACGUUGUUAGUGCUAUUACACAACUAUGAUAAGAAUUGUUUUGGCCGGCAGAUUGAAAAUAUUACGAACUGUAAUCAAUGGAUUCCCUCCGUCUCGCUACGCAUCCACGGGCAGCUACCUACACAACCCCGGCAGCGCCCCCCUGCAGUACGAGACGCUGGGGCGGGUGCUGCGCGCCGCCGCGGACCGCAGCCCCGGCCGCCGCGCGCUGCGCAGUCGACACGAGGGUGUCGCCAUGACGUAUGAGGAGCUACUUGAUCAGGCGGACGCGCUGGGCUGCGGGCUGCGCGCGCGCGGGCUGCGGCGCGGGGACCGACUGGGCGUGUGGGCGCACAACUGCGCCGCCUGGCCGCUCGCGCUUGUGGCCGCGGCCCGGGUCGGCCUCGUCCCUGUAGCCAUAAACCCGGUCUACGAGAAGCCCGAGCUGAGCUUCUGCCUCAAGAAGACCGGCGUCAAAGCCCUGCUCAUCGGCGACCGCCUCCCUUCUCGCGACUACCACCGGCAGCUGUGCGAGCUGGUGCCGGAGCUGCCGGCGGCGGCGCCCGGGGCGCUGCGGGCGCGGGACUUCCCCGACUUGAGGCUGGUGGUUACGGCCGGCAAGGAGGCGUUGCCCGGGACCAUAACAUGUGAUUCCCUCAUUAAAGACUACGAGAAGCCUUCAAAGAAUGCCGUUACUGCGUAUGGAGCUGAAAUAAGCCCGGACGACGGCUGCAUUAUUCAUUUCACUUCAGGAACUACAGGGGAUCCAAAAGCGGCAUUAGAUUCUCACUUCGGGAUAGUAAACAACAGCUAUUUCAUCGGCCGGCGGAAUACACUACACGAAGGAGAUCACACAGUUUGUGUGCAGGUGCCCAUAUUCCACGCACUCGGCUCGGUGAUCACGGUGCUGACGGCGCUGCGCCACGGCGCGGGGCUGGUGCUGGCGGGACCGACCUACAGCGUUAGCGCUAAUGCUGACGCGCUGUAUGAGGAUAAAUGCUCAGUAGUGAUCGGCACGCCCACCAUGUUCGUGGACCUGGUGGGCGCGGCGCGCCGGCGUGGGACGCCCCACAGAGUGAGCGUGGCGCUGACUGCUGGGGCGCCCUGCAGCCCGCAGCUGUUCAUGGACAUACAGGAGCAUCUCAAUGUGGAGUCUGUUAAGAGCAUCUACGGCAUGACGGAGACGACGGCCAGCGUGUUCCAGUCGCUGCCGGGGGAGAGCAUGGCGCAGGUCACUGACACCGUGGGCUACCUGCAGGACCACGUCGAGGUCAAGGUGGUGGACGACACCGGCCGCCUGGUCCCGUUCGGCAGCCCGGGCGAGCUGCUGGUGCGCGGCUACAACACCAUGACCUGCUACUGGGACGAGCCGGGGAAGACGCGGGAGGCACUCGGGGACGACGGCUGGCUGAGGACUGGAGACUACUUCACAAUAAGCUCGGACGGGUACGGGCGCGUGGUGGGCCGCAAGAAGGACAUCAUCGUGCGCGGCGGCGAGAACGUGGCGCCCAAGGAGAUCGAGGACCUGCUCAAUGAGCACCCGGAUAUAUUGGAGAGCCAGGUAAUAGGCGUCGCGGACGCUCGCCUAGGCGAGGAGCUGUGCGCGGUGGUACGACUCCGUGACGGGGCGUCGUCGGUCACGCUCGAUGACGUCACGAAGCACGUCACAGGGCGCCUGGCGCGACACAAGGCGCCCAGGAUGCUGCGGACUGUGGCGGAGUUCCCCAAGACUGCGUCCGGAAAGAUACUCAAGUAUAAGCUGAGGGAGAUGGUGGAGCAAGGACUGUUAUGAUGAGCACUUGUGAUAAAAGUGAGGGUUAGGAAUGUGUGCCGAUGCGCCGAUACAGCUGAUCUCUGAUCGCCAGGCUCGAAGAUGCGGGUGAUCGCAAAUAAAUAUACGGAUUUUACAGAUG